Molecule: messenger RNA, 1240 nt
Organism: Lates calcarifer (barramundi perch)
Lineage: Eukaryota; Metazoa; Chordata; Actinopteri; Centropomidae
Product: low affinity immunoglobulin gamma Fc region receptor II-b-like
Exons: 11
Coding region: 3-1175 (390 amino acids)
Biological process (GO): cell surface receptor signaling pathway
Molecular function (GO): transmembrane signaling receptor activity
Source: RefSeq, a predicted model, not a curated record
UCAUGGAGGUCACAGCUCUCUGCUUCAGACUGAUGAUGCUUCAACUCAUUUUACUGAGGACUCAAGCUCAGAACAGUUACACUCAGAAAACAGAUGCAGAUUUCCUUCGUAUCACUCCAAACAGACUGCAGUACUUUGAAUUUGAACCAGUUUCUUUUGAAUGUGUUGGGUUUGGUGGCCUGAGCGACCUGAGAGUGAUCAGGAAAACUAAGGAAUUCAAACCAGUGUGUGAUAUAAAGAGGACAUCAAUGGGGUCCUUCUGCAAAAUAGAGAGAGCCUAUCCAUCAGACAGUGGAGAAUACUGGUGUGAGACAAAAGAAGGAGAGAGAAGCAGCACAGUCAACAUCACUGUCACUGCUGGUUCUGUGAUCCUGGAGAGUCCUGCUCGUCCUGUGAUGGAGGGAGAUGAUGUGACUCUGCGCUGCAGAAACAAGACGACCUCCACCAACCCCCAAGCUGAUUUCUACAAAGACGGACAAUUAAUACACAGCAGUCCUGCAGGGGAGAUGAUCAUUAACAAUGUUUCCAAAUCAAGCGAGGGGCUCUAUAAAUGCACAUUUACGAGUUUUGGAACGUCACCAGAAAGCUGGCUGACUGUGACAGAAUCUAUACCACAUGCCAUUUGUAAUGGUACAGCAAAUCCUGUUUCUACCACCUCUCCACCACCUCAUCCAGCACCCCACUCAGAUGGCUCUGACUCCAAUGAAGUCUCCAUCCUGCUGUGGAUCGUUGUCGCCAUUUUAACGUUAGCUCUGGUUCUGCUGGUGGUGGGAUUUCUUCAUUUUAGGAAACUCAGAGUUUCCUCAAAAACACCAACAGCAGCAUCACACUCAGUCUCUGCAGAGGACGAUGCAGAUGAUCCAAACAGAGUGACGUACGCAGUUGUCACAAAACCGAGGAAGGAUGAAGACGCUGCAGACGCUGCUGAUAAUUUGAGCCUCUGCCUUCAGACAAACCACAGCAGAGACCCACAGACAGAAGAAGAUGAGUCCUCACAUCAGCCUCUUUACUCUGCUGUGAACGUCACUAAGACUCCACAAGCUCUCCAGCCUGCUGAAUCAGGAUUAUCCAGCUCCACAGUGACCCUGAACGCCUCAGCAGACAAAGACUCCGGUCUGACAGAGGAAUGCAUUGCCUACUCUGUUGUCCAGGUCACAAAGAGCAGAGACUCCUGACUGAAGAAAGGAGAGACUGAUCUGUUGGACUAACAUCGAAGAGAGGAAGUGACAGAUAAUAAUUA